AUGAUGGAACUGAUCGGGGCUCGUGAGGUCUUGGACGGGCUAGAAGAGGCCACCGCCAAUGCCAAGGAGGAGGCCAUAUCGUCGACCAAAGAGAAUGUGGUGGGUCAGCCCAACACAACCGAGCGGGAAGUCUCACCGGUGACAGACCAAGCAACCACGGAUGGUGCAACAGAGGGAAGGCCCCUAGCGGGGGCUAAGAAGAGAGGAAGGCCAAGAGGGCAAUAUGCGCACAGCUGA
Molecule: messenger RNA, 237 nt
Organism: Klebsormidium nitens
Lineage: Eukaryota; Viridiplantae; Streptophyta; Klebsormidiophyceae; Klebsormidiales; Klebsormidiaceae
Source: the annotation of a GenBank genome assembly